AUGGAAUUCUUGAUUUUUAAAAAAGAUUUGACCAAACCAAGCAAGCAACAAGGUAUUGGUCGGCCAAGUGUGUACCAUGCAGUGGUGGUCAUAUUCUUGGAAUUCUUUGCCUGGGGACUAUUGACAACUCCCAUGCUAAAAGUCUUACAUGAAACAUUUCCUCAGCAUACAUUUCUAAUGAAUGGUCUUAUUCAGGGUGUUAAGGGUUUUUUAUCCUUUCUGAGUGCUCCAUUAAUUGGUGCUCUAUCUGAUGUGUGGGGAAGAAAGUCUUUUCUUCUUGUUACAGUUUUCUUCACUUGUGUCCCAAUUCCAUUAAUGAGGAUUAGUCCAUGGUGGUAUUUUGCUAUGAUUUCAGUAUCUGGAGUCUUUUCUGUUACUUUCUCUGUAAUAUUUGCUUAUGUAGCUGAUAUAACACAAGAACAUGAGAGAAGUACUGCCUACGGACUGGUUUCAGCCACCUUUGCAGCAAGUUUGGUAACGAGUCCUGCCAUUGGAGCGUACCUGUCUGCUAGCAAAGGAGAUAACCUUGUAGUACUAGUGGCCACAGUGGUAGCUGUGCUGGAUAUCUGUUUCAUCCUAUUAGCUGUUCCAGAAUCUCUGCCUGAAAAAAUAAGACCUGCUUCGUGGGGAGCCCCUAUAUCAUGGCAACAAGCAGAUCCGUUUGCAUCCUUGAAGAAAGUUGGGAAAGAUUCUACAGUCCUCCUGAUUUGUAUCACCGUAUUUUUGUCCUACCUUCCUGAGGCUGGCCAGUACUCUAGCUUUUUUCUCUAUUUGCGACAGAUUAUAGGUUUUAGUCCUGUUAGCAUAGCAGCAUUCAUAGCUGUGGUAGGAAUUCUGUCUAUAAUAGCUCAGACUGUGUUCCUCAGUAUCCUGAUGAGGUCAAUAGGAAACAAGAAUACUGUCCUCUUAGGCCUUGGCUUUCAGAUGCUCCAGCUGACCUGGUAUGGUUUUGGAUCCCAGCCUUGGAUGAUGUGGGCAGCAGGAGCUGUUGCAGCCAUGUCAAGUAUUACAUUUCCAGCAAUCAGUGCUCUUGUUUCAAGAAAUGCAGAGCCAGAUCAACAGGGUGUUGUCCAGGGAAUAAUAACUGGAAUCAGAGGUCUCUGUAAUGGUCUUGGACCAGCUCUCUAUGGUUUUAUAUUCUUUCUCUUCCAUGUGGAGCUCAAUGAAUUGGCACCUGUCCAGAGUUCUGAUACCACCAUGCAGGAUCCUAGUGAUGAGAGUGCUAUCAUCCCUGGCCCACCUUUCCUCUUUGGAGCAUGUGCAGUUCUUUUAGCUUUUCUGGUUGCCUUAUUCAUUCCUGAGCACAGUAAAGCCAGCUGUACCAGGAAGCAGAGCAACAGCAUCAGCAGUGCCCAGAGCAACAACCCAGAUCGUGGCAGUGAUGAGGACAUUGAACCUUUGCUGCAAGACAGCAGUGUAUGAGGGCUAGCUUUGAAAAAGGAGGAUCUAAAUCAAAAUCCAUGCACUGAACUGUGAACCCACAAGACAGGACAGAGUGCUGUGGAGUUUCUGGCUUCUUAAGGAAGGAUAGAACCAUGUGCAAGUGAAGGCCAUGCAUCAUGUUGUGUGGAUAUUGGUGUCUGCUUUGGGUUCACACUAUCAAAUGUUUACUGUGGCAUUUGUUUUGUGUAUGAGGGCAAGGUAAGGUUUAAGUUCUUUUCCCCUGUACCUAAUGUGUAAGUGAAAAUGCCAUCUCAAGCCCUAUGUUGGAUUGAAAACCUCAAUACACAGACCUUGGAGAGAACAAACAUUAAUAAAAUUUGAACAUUCAGGUCUCUAAAGUUACUAUACAUAAAAUAAACAGGUUUGAGGCAGACUACAGUUCCUGUCAAAAUAGCUAAAAUUAAAUUUUACAUUCCUUAAGCCUUUUCUUUGGAUGUAUGUCCCUGUGUAGCCCUCAUAGGUUUGGGAGAAACCAAUCUAUAGUUUUAGUAUCUGAAAUAUUGAUAUAUAAAGGUCAUAUUAAAAUUUUUGAACCUAUAUUAUCAAAUAUUUGUAUCUCGUACUAAUACAAUAUCCUA
Messenger RNA from Pelodiscus sinensis (Chinese soft-shelled turtle), 2021 nucleotides. NCBI's taxonomy places the organism in Eukaryota, Metazoa, Chordata, Testudines, Trionychidae. The record is from RefSeq and is a predicted model, not a curated record.